AUGUCGUCCGAGCUCCCCGACGGCUAUGCCACGCAGGAGGUCAACCACCUCACCCUCGCCUACUUCUCCGUCGCCGGCCUCUCCCUCCUCCGGGAGCUCGACCGGAUGUGGCUGUCCUCUGUUCAUAGCUUUGGAUCUCGCGUGGGUGUACUGAUUAUACUAGGAGAUUCUGCCCCUAAGCCGCUCCCAACUCAGGUCAUCAAGGAUGCUAUCGUUAAUUUUCAUUGGAUAGCAGAUGCCAGAGUCCAGUUUAAUUUUGAUAGCGACGGUGCCGCUGCACUUGUGCUAGUCAGUGGGGAGAAAGCUAGAACCUUGGUCUUCAAGUUCUUGCAAGGACCAGAGGGUAUGCUGGUGGCUGACUACGACAACCUGGUGGGCGUCAUGCUCUUCAACCACUUAGAGGUGGACUUCGACGUGAAGCCCAGCGACCGCACCGCCCGGAUGAUCGUCCAUGUGAUCACGAUGCCGGAUGUCGGAGAGGUGGAGGACCUCGACGCCAUCUUUCGGGGUGAGGGAGGAUUCGGGUCCUCCGGCGUCUGA
Messenger RNA from Triticum aestivum (bread wheat), 540 nucleotides. Its product is annotated as deoxyuridine 5'-triphosphate nucleotidohydrolase-like. Gene Ontology annotation, molecular function: dUTP diphosphatase activity; magnesium ion binding. Bases 1 to 540 code for a protein of 179 amino acids. Gene Ontology annotation, biological process: dUMP biosynthetic process; dUTP catabolic process. The record is from RefSeq and is a predicted model, not a curated record. Lineage: Eukaryota; Viridiplantae; Streptophyta; Magnoliopsida; Poales; Poaceae. The transcript is spliced from 6 exons.